UGUUUCGGAUCUGGCGCGAAAACGACGUAUAAAAAUGAGUAUUUCUGCAAUAUUAUUAGUAUGCAUAUUGCAAUGGCUUGUUAAUACAGCCAUUUCCCGCGAAUACAAUUACACCUAUAACAGGAUUGGCGAUGGCAAUUACUUUGUGGGCUUGGAACACACGGUGAGAAACUAAGAGCGUGAAGAAACGCAGACAAUUCAAAUGCAUUUCGGACUCACCAUUCCCUUUGAGGAUCAGGAAUUUUUCGAUUGGUUCGAUGCCCGUCAGAGCUGUUUGGAUCAUAAUGGCCAGCUGGUGUCGGUGCAGACGGAAGCGAAGAUGAUUGAACUGCAGGACUAUCUUGUGGCCAAGGGAUAUGCGAAUGGAAGCACAUUUUCCACAUCCGGGCAUAAUUUUAAUCAGGAAAAUCCAUUCAGUUGGGAUGCACUGAAACAGCGGUUUAACUACUCCAAAUGGCUGCCCAAUGAGGAACCGCGCUUAAAGGGUUUUGUGGGUCUGCAACUGAUCGGCAAGGAGCUGUUCAUGUUCAGAUCGUGGGGUUAUGAUCAGUUUUAUAUAUGUGAAGAAAACUCGAUAUUGCAAAAGCUUUGGUUACUCCUAGAUAGUGUUUAUACUCUUAUAUUCAUUACAUUUGUUUUAGUUCUAUUAAUUUGUUAUAAAAUACGACGAGAAACACGGUCACCACAUUGUUACGUCAAACCACGAAAUGUUAGAAAAUAAUAUAUCACAAAGAGUUAUAAAGGCUUGAAUAUAUUUUUAGUUUUUAACAUCUUUUAAUUAAUUAAUAUUUUAAGACAAACGAAAGUUUCUUUUUCAAACGUGAUAUAUCAUGUAAUGAAUUAACAUUUAAACAUUUUGGGUUUGUUUCUUAAUUUAAAACUUAUUGCACUUUAAUUGUAUUGCUAGACACUGGUCUAAAUAAGCUGGUAGACACUGUAUAUAACGUACCCUAAACACUUGGCCAACUGAACACCUGGAUAUCCGAUACCAAGAAACUUUUGUUGAGAUCUUUGCAAUUUGUUGCUUUCCACUUGGAGUUAUAUAAAAGCUGAUGUAAGCUUCGAUUUAGUUUACAGUUUUCGUUUAUUCUAUGGAAGAUGGCAAUGCCAAUUGGAAUAGCCUGGAAUCUAUUUUUACUCGUACUCCUUAUGUUAACUAGUUAUGUAUGCAUAUAUUUAGAGUUCUGGAAAUCGCGUUGCACGCAACCUUUUGUGGAGAUUGGCGACAAUUGUUACUUUCUCUCCACCAACAAAGCACCCACCUAUGAUUACUAUAAGGUGUCCUACAAGGGUCACAUAUUCAGUGUGCCCGCUGAACUUGAUUGGCUGCAAGCCAGAUUUGCCUGCGAGACACUCGACGCCAAUGCGCAACUGUUGACCAUGAAGUCCGUUGAGGAGAUGAGCUAUCUGGCCAAUUAUAUGCGCCGUUAUGCCCACUCGGGCACCCAACCAUUCUUCUGGAGCGGCGGACAUCGCGGCAGUCUGUCCCACAGUGAGACCGAUCUUAGCACCCUGGACAAUUAUUACUGGCACUUCGAGCCGUAUCCCAUGAACUACUCCAAUUUCUUCAAAUCAAAUAAUUUACGCUUUGCGUCCGGUUUCUGCGUUUAUUUGGAGUAUAUCGGUGGAGAGCUGCUUAUGGCCACAGCCAGUUGUAAUCAAAAAAUGCCAUUCGCUUGCCAACUUCAGCCUUUACAUUAAUGUCCAGUGCUUCUCGCAUUCAUCAUUAAAUUUUGAAAUAACUUGGGAAAUAAAUAAGAAAAGUAAAAAAACAAAGAAGAAC
Messenger RNA from Drosophila grimshawi, 1783 nucleotides. RefSeq lists its product as uncharacterized. The record is from RefSeq and is a predicted model, not a curated record. The coding region runs from base 1099 to 1701 and encodes 200 amino acids. The transcript is spliced from 5 exons. NCBI's taxonomy places the organism in Eukaryota, Metazoa, Arthropoda, Insecta, Diptera, Drosophilidae.